ACGUCAUAUUCAGUGGCGUCGCUGAGAGAUGACAACUUCGCGUUUUGUGUGGAGACGUAUACGCAACGUGUCUGGGGUUGAAGUCUACUGUUCAGUGCGAUUUUUAGAAGUGUUUGUUUUUUGUAAUUUUAGUGAAGGAUGGCCUUGAGCAAGUCGAUGCACCCCAGGAACCGAUACAAAGACAAGCCUCCUGAUUUUGCGUACCUGGCUUCCAAGUACCCGGAGUUUCAGCAGCAUGUCCAUACCAACCUGUCCGGCCGAGUCGCGUCUGCUUCAGGGCCUCUUACCAGUGGGACAUGCCUGGAACAACUCUUGGGUUGUGACCAGGCUGAACUUUAAGGAUCCUGAGGCAGUGCGUGCCCUGACCUGCACACUCCUGAAAGAGGACUUUGGGCUGACCAUUGAGAUUCCACUAGAACGUCUGAUCCCCACUGUCCCACUACGGCUCAACUAUAUCCACUGGGUGGAGGACCUGAUCGGAGCCGGCCCAGGCGAUGCCCCCCGCCGGGGAAUUGACAUUGGGACUGGAGCCUCGUGCAUCUACCCCCUUUUGGGAGCCACCAUGAAUGGCUGGUUCUUCCUGGCCACUGAGGUGGACAACGUCUGCUUCAGCUACGCCAAGAAGAACGUGGAGCAGAACAGCAUGUCUGACCUCAUCAAAGUGGUCAAGGUUCCUCAGAAGACCUUGCUAAUGGACGCCCUGAAGGAGGAGUCAGCCCUCGUUUAUGACUUCUGCAUGUGCAACCCACCCUUCUUCGCCAAUCAGCUGGAGGCCAAGGGCGUGAACUCGAGGAACUCGCGGAGGCCCCCACCCAGCUCUGUGAACACCGGGGGCGUGACAGAGAUCAUGGCCGAGGGGGGCGAGCUGGAAUUCGUCAAGAGGAUUAUCCAUGACAGCCUGCAGCUGAAGAAGAGGCUGAGGUGGUACAGUUGCAUGCUUGGAAAGAAGUGCAGCCUGGCGCCUUUGAAGGAAGAGCUGAGGAAGCAGGGGGUACCCAAGGUGACCCACACAGAGUUUUGUCAGGGCCGGACCAUGCGAUGGGCACUGGCAUGGAGUUUCUACGAGGACGUCAGCGUGCCGUCUCCGCCGUCAAAGAAGAGGAAACUGGAGAAGGCCCGCAAGCCUCUGUCUUUCUCAUUGCUGCUUCCUACCGUAAAGCUGCUGAGGGCUAGGGCACCAUCCAUCGGCUGUUCCACCCUUGGGAGCUUGAGCGUGGUCACCGCAUGGCUGGAGAAAAUCCUCAGUGACCUGCGGGUGUCGCACAAAAGGGUGCCCAGCGGGCAGGCCGAACGGAGCCUCUUCCUGACGGCGGUGGAGAACUCCUGGAUACACGUGCGCCAGAAGCGCCGUGACCAGUGGCGACAGCUGCGGGAGCUGCCCAGGGCGCCCCCAUGUGCCGGCAGUGCAGCACCACACACUGCAGAGAGUGAACCUCAACCUGAAAACCCAGAAUCCCCGGAAAAUCACGCGAUUGUUGGGGUGGAAUUGGAAACGGGCAAAAGUGAAGCCAACGAGGACUCUGUUGCGGCCCAAGCCGCGCAUGCGGGGCCUCUCACCCAGGAAGUGCUUUGCAAUACACAGGAAGUAGAUCCUGAUAAGCAGGAAGUGGCCCCUGCUCCAGGCUCAAGCAUGACAUCCCACAGUCCCGGUGCAAGCCAGCCAUUCUUGUUUAAGUGCCUGACCAACGUGAAGCUAGAGGGGGCUGGAGAGCUAGCAGAAGAGGACGAGGAGGAGGGAGAUGUGAUCGUGCAGAUGCACUGGGUAGAGGGCCUGAACCGUGAUCUGAUGAACCAGCUGUGCACCUACCUGAAGAACACUCUUCUUCGACUUGCCUCCAGCCCCCUGUGAGACUAAUGCACGUUAAUUACUGAAGUGUUGUUCAUAGCACAGAGAUGAUACCCAUUAAAACUACAGACUGUUUAUUGUGACUCAGGGUUGACCAGCUUGUUCCAGAAAGAUAGAUCUAUUUUUAAUAAAUUUGUUUUAAAAGCUG
Molecule: messenger RNA, 1994 nt
Organism: Brienomyrus brachyistius
Lineage: Eukaryota; Metazoa; Chordata; Actinopteri; Osteoglossiformes; Mormyridae
Gene: mettl16
Product: methyltransferase 16, N6-methyladenosin
Exons: 11
Coding region: 236-1849 (537 amino acids)
Biological process (GO): rRNA base methylation
Cellular component (GO): nucleus
Molecular function (GO): 23S rRNA (adenine(1618)-N(6))-methyltransferase activity
Source: RefSeq, a predicted model, not a curated record